CCCUUCAACCUACGCUUCUGAGCUCGGAGGCGUGGUUUCCUUUCAUCUACGAUCGUAAUAUUCUUUCAGUGAAAGAGGAUUAUAGAGAGGAAAGAAGGCCAUUCACAGAAGUGGAGCAUAUCUCACCGCAUAUUCAUCUUCAAAGCGACGUUGUCCGGAUUCUUGAGAGUGAGGCGCUGAUAUGGCAGCUGCUACAACUGCCUCUUCUGCUGGUCCACGCUAUGCACCAGAGGACCCCACUCUACCCAAACCAUGGAGAGGUUUAGUUGAUGGUAAGACGGGAUAUCUUUACUUUUGGAAUCCUGAGACCAAUGUUACCCAAUAUGAAAGGCCUGCUGCCUCAUCUCAUGCAAGUUCAGCUCCAUCACAUAAGUCGUCUUCUGUAUCUAUAAGUUCUGCUGUUCAAGUUCAAAAAUCUUUUCAAGGACAACGUCGCAACGAUGAUGACGAUAAAUAUAGCAGAGGUAGCAAUGGUGAUUCGAAGCUUGCUUCUGGAACAAAAAAUCAUCAGAGUGCUAGAGGUGAAUCAGAUCAUUCUUACAAUGUUCCAAAUGGGGCAGUAGGUGCUGCACUUGGAGGGGCUUCUGCCAGGGGUUAUGGGUCAUCUGGUGCAGAAAGUGGUACAUCUGCAGAGUCUUAUCGCCGACGGCACGAAAUAACUGUAACUGGAGAAGAUGUGCCCCCACCUUUCACCUCAUUUGAAGCCACAGGUUUUCCUUCAGAGCUUCUUAGGGAGGUACACAAUGCUGGAUUCUCUGCCCCUACUCCAAUUCAGGCACAGUCUUGGCCGAUUGCACUUCUAAAUCGCGACAUUGUAGCCAUUGCCAAGACUGGUUCAGGGAAAACCUUGGGUUACUUGAUUCCGGGAUUUAUUCAUCUCAAGCGCCGGCGCAAUGAUCCUCGAUUGGGUCCAACUGUUUUGGUGUUAUCACCAACAAGGGAGUUGGCAACGCAGAUACAAGAUGAAGCCGUGAAGUUUGGAAGGUCAUCAAAAAUAUCUUGCACGUGUUUGUAUGGAGGCGCACCGAAGGGCCCCCAGUUAAAAGAGUUAGAUAGAGGUACAGAUAUUGUGGUUGCCACUCCAGGGCGUUUGAAUGAUAUACUAGAGAUGCGAAGAGUCAGCCUCCAUCAAAUUUCGUUUUUGGUGUUAGAUGAGGCAGAUCGUAUGCUGGACAUGGGAUUUGAACCUCAGAUAAGGAAGAUAGUGAAGGAGGUGCCUUCUCGUCGCCAGACCCUCAUGUACACUGCAACAUGGCCAAAAGAGGUUCGCAAAAUUGCAGCUGAUUUACUGAUGAAUCCCGUUCAGGUUAACAUCGGAAAUGUUGAUGAGCUGGUUGCUAACAAGUCUAUCACCCAGUAUAUUGAAGUCUUGUCCCCGAUAGAGAAGCACAGAAGGCUUGAGCAGAUAUUGAGGUCUCAAGAACCAGGAUCUAAAAUAAUUAUUUUUUGUUCCACGAAGAAGAUGUGUGAUCAACUUUCACGUAAUCUAACCCGUCAGUUUGGAGCUGCUGCCAUACAUGGAGACAAAUCUCAGGGUGAGAGGGAUUAUGUGUUGAGCCAGUUCCGCACUGGGAGGUCUCCGGUGCUUGUAGCCACUGAUGUUGCAGCUCGUGGGCUGGACAUUAAAGAUAUCAGGGUGGUUAUCAACUAUGAUUUCCCUACGGGCGUAGAGGAUUAUGUUCACAGGAUUGGAAGGACUGGGAGGGCAGGUGCCACUGGAGUGGCUUAUACAUUCUUCUGUGAUCAGGAUGCAAAGCAUGCUUCAGAUCUCAUCAAAGUUUUGGAGGGUGCUAGUCAGCGUGUCCCAAAUGAACUUCGUGAUGUGGCUUCCCGAGGUGGUGGGAUGGGCGGAUUCAGACGUCAAUGGGGUUCCGGUUCUGGUUCUGGAGGACGUGAUGGUGGCCGUGGUGGACGGUAUGAUUCAGGGUAUGGUGGAAGAGAUGGGGGAAGGGGUGGCUGGGGGAUGCCUCAAUCCUCAGAAAGAGGUGGAGGCCGUGGUAACUGUAGUGAUUCACGUGACAGGUACAGCCAUAGUUCCCAUAAUGGGCAUGAUGCAGAUGCUUCUGGGAGCUACCAUCAUAAGAGCUUCCAUGAAAGUAUGAUUCGAGCAGGAGACAAGCGCAGUCGCAGUCGCAGUCGUAGCCGGAGCGUUGAGAGGUAUGGCAAAGCUCCACCAGCACGCUCACCUGUCCGCAGUUUUCACCAAUCCAUGAUGGAGUUGGGUCAAUCACCCCCACCAGCUCAAAAUAAGCGUUCAUCACCAUAUAACAGUACCAAUACAUCAGAAUUCAUUAAUUCUGGCGAUCAGAGGGAGAAUUUCAGGGGAUCACAUGAUGGUGGUCCACAGGAGAAGGGAAGAUCACCACAUGGACAACAGGAUCAUGAAGGAUAUGCUGCCGUAUCUCGUCCACAUCUUGGAGAGGAAGAAGAGGAGGAAGGUAUGAUUCCAGCAGAUGAAGGUGGUGCAUAUUGAGCUGCUGAUGGGACUCACCUUCCGUCUUCUCCAUGAACAUUUCUUUAAGAAAAAAGAAAGGGGGGUUAUUUUUUUGGGGUGUUGUAUCACCUUCCAUCAUCUCCAUCAUUGGUAAGUGGUUGGUUCUUGCAAGUCUGACACUGAUCCUAUCAUGUGGUUGUUUUGUUCUAAUGUUGUAGUAGCUAUAGCCAAUGGUGGCGUUAUGACUGUAAUUAGCGGAAGCAGGACUUCAGGCAAAAUUUUGGCAAAUUUUAAUUAGGGCUGAACAAUUAGGAGAACCUGUCACUGCCAGUGUCUCUUUUGUAUUGUGUGUUCAGUCCGUCUAAAUCUCUGAAAUGCUUAAAAGUUGUAGAAGGAAGAAACAGUAAUUGAUACUUUUGUUGGAGCAUGGUUAGUGCUGUGACUGUGUACUGCACUGCCCUGUUUUGACCUAUUGUUUGUCCUGUUAAUUGAAAUUGACAUAGAUCCAGGAUGUCUAGUAAAAUGAUUGAUCGCUGUUUUGCAAUACAAGUUCAAGUCCAUUUGAGUUGAACCUUGUCUUUUUGAGACUGCUCGGCUGAUGGGUUGUCCCAUAGGCGGAAUGCAUUAUUCAUUCGUCUGUUUUUAAUGCAGUUGUUGUAUGCAGCUAAACUUUGACAGAUGGUUUUUGGAUGAUGUUCUCUGAACCACAGGGAUUUGUAGCAACCGUUCUAUACGAAAUGUACAGGUGCCUUUUGAUUACUAUGGUGGUAUUUCCCCUUUGUGUAAUACCAGAUGAUCCUAUUGACUAGCCGACCUUUUCGGGGCUGGCGGAAAAGGAAUUGUUAUUGGUGAGAUUCAAUGUCAUGGAUUCUAUUUUU
Messenger RNA from Ilex paraguariensis (yerba mate), 3312 nucleotides. Lineage: Eukaryota; Viridiplantae; Streptophyta; Magnoliopsida; Aquifoliales; Aquifoliaceae. The record is from the annotation of a GenBank genome assembly.